This is a messenger RNA of Chilo suppressalis (striped riceborer), 5272 nucleotides long. The record is from the annotation of a GenBank genome assembly. NCBI's taxonomy places the organism in Eukaryota, Metazoa, Arthropoda, Insecta, Lepidoptera, Crambidae.
GCCUUAUUGAUCACGGUGUACCCUAUGCCAGAUCGGGUCCGUCAGUCCCUAACUCACCGGGGCCCUAAACAUUGGGUAGUGUAAAUCCCGCAUGAUUGAUAUUGACAGUUUUGACAGUGACAAACGAUCAGUAAUUUCCACUGUCUUAGUAAUCUUUGCUGGUGGCCAAAACUCUUGCGGAAUUGUGGUAUAAAUUUAUAUCUGUUAUUUCUGAAUUUUGUAAAGAAUUCAACCAUUUUAGCACUUAAACUUUCACUGUGUACCGUUGAUUAUUUACUCAGUUUUCAGUUCAAGAAUGGCGGGUAACGAUAACCAGGAUAUACCUAUGGCUAACAAUGAAGCGGACGAAGUACCGAAAGGUGACGGACCAGCUAAUAAAACAGGGAACAGGGAAGUUUCUCCCCCGCCGGCUGCAACCCCACCCUCAGUCGCUGAGGACACGCAAGAACUGAUCGUUGUUAACGAGAACACUGAGGAAUUGGACUUGAACCAUGGCAGAAUCGGAAAGAUCGAAAACUUAGAACCACUAAGGAAAUUGGAAAGGUUGUACUUGAGAUGGAAUCUUAUAAAAAAAAUUGAAGGCCUUGAUACAUUAAGCACUCUUGUCGAAUUGGAGUUAUAUGACAACCAAAUUGUUGUUAUUGAAAACUUGAACAAUCUUGUCAAUCUUCAGACUCUGGACUUAUCUUUUAACAGAAUUAAAGAGAUCACAGGACUGGAGAACCUGCUAAAUCUCAAGAAGUUGUUCCUUAGUUCUAAUAAAAUUGCUGAGAUAAAAAACAUCAACCACUUGCCCAAGCUAGAGCUACUGGAGUUGGGUGAUAAUAGAUUGAGGGAAAUUAAGAAUCUUGAGGGUCUUUCAACCCUCAAGCAGCUGUAUUUAGGCAAAAACAAAAUAUCCCAAAUACAAAAUGUAGAUGAUCUUACCAACCUUGAAAUUCUUGUUCUACAAAGCAAUCGCCUCAGUAAGAUUGAAAAUUUGGAACAACUGACUAACUUGGAACAAUUGUAUUUAUCAGAAAAUGGUAUUACAACUAUAGAAAACUUGGGAAGCCAGGGCAAACUACAAACCCUGGAUAUGGCAAAGAACAGAAUCACAGUUAUAGAAAAUGUGAGGCAUAUAAGUACUUUGGAAGAAUUAUGGUUGAAUGACAACCAGAUAGCGGAUUGGUCUUCAAUAGACUAUCUACAGGAGAACAAGAAACUAGCGACUAUAUACUUAGAGCGGAACCCGUUGGCUUCAGACCCAGCGUACCGACGGAAACUGAAACUCACACUACCGUGGCUGCAGCAGAUCGAUGCCACCUUGUGUAGAUAAGAAUUUCUUAUUUUCGUACUGUAGUUAGUUUAAUAUGUGGAAUUGGACUUGUUACAUUAUUACAUGCAAUCAAAAUAUAUUAUUUAAUUUUCAAUUCAAAAUUUGUCGAUUAUUGGAUUAGGAAGUCAUAAUAAAUUGGUAAUCACAAAAUAUUGCAGCAUCUAUAAGUAUUUGGGAUUGUUUUUAUUGUUAUUUGAUAUGUAGCUCAGAAAAUCUCAUUAAAAAUGUUAGUUCAUUCUACAGAAAAGCUGUCCAAUUUCGCAUACUCCAGUACUUGACUAUGUAGAGAUUACAAUGGUAUUAAGGUAUUUUGAUUUAUUGGUUGAAUAACAAGAGCAGGUGUUGUUACACAGGCUUUAUAGCAUUGAUUUGACUUAAAGUACACAAAUCACAUAACCAGAGAAGAUUUUGCAUUUACUUCAUACUGUAUUUGUAUUCUAGAAAAUAUUUGUGUAAAUGUUGGUGGAUGUGCGUCCUCUCUAAACAUAUCUUUAAAUGUACUUGUUGGCUUCAUUUGCACAGCACUUCUCGAAAAUAAUAUACCUACAAUGGAAGAGAGUCCAUUGAAGCUACAGUUGCCAAAUAGAAAGUAUUUCCUUAUAAUAUAAACAUUACUUGUGUAUUGCGUAGCAUUUAGCAUUGAUAAUAUUUGGUGUAUAUUUUUAUUCUUUAAUUUAGCCAGUUUUUAUGUAGUGGUAUUGUGUUGUAGUGAUGUUUUGUCCAUAUUGAAUAAGUAUUAUAAUAGCGUAUUAUUUGACAAUGUCUAAAAAAACCACUGAUCCAAAAAAAAAAAUGUGGAUUCAUCAAUCUGUUGUAUAUUUCAGUAAAAAAACUAAUUCAAAAAUUAAAUAUUCUGAUUCUGUUGUAUAUUUCAGUAAAAAAACUAAUUCAAAAAUUAAAUAACUCUGGACAGUAUGGCGUGCCACUGGUUGUUUAUUUUCGUCCAUUGGGACAGGCGAAGGUACUAAGCCAUACUGCCAAGUCUUACGUUGCGUGCCACUGGUAUUUGACGUCAAACGACUGUCAUUAAAACGUCAAACGAUACAAGUAAUGUCACUUUGACCGGAAGCUGCGACGUCAUUUUUGUCUCGCAAUACCAGACGUUUUCGGUUACGUGACCAUAGAAAAAAAAUCUUUUUAUUUAAAUGAAUUUAAAAAAAAAACAUUUUAUUUAAAUGUAAGAAAGAAUAGAUAAAAUCUCUGCUAAUAUUCAUAUUAAAUACAGAUUUAUUUACUAUAGGCACACUAGCAGAAUACAGUUUUAUAGUACUCCUUUGAAUGUGUACACAACAUGAUUAAAAUUACUGAACAGUUGCCAAUAAUUGGUACUUAAUUUUUCAUAUUGUCAAAUACUCUAUUGUCAAUGUUACAAUUUAAGCAAUAUAAUCUGCAGCUAUUCUAUGUUAUUUAUCUUCUUUUUAUCUUUUUGAUCAUUUAUUCAAAAAAGAGGACAAAUACUUAAACGUUGGAAAAUAUACAAUCAUAAGUCGUCCAUCCUGCAUAUACAAUAAACUAUGGUUGUAUUGUAAAUUACAAAAGUGUUUAAAAUAUUCCUACACAAGAGUGCGUUAAACUAUGUUAUUUGUCGUUCUAACGUUAAUUAAAUGUGAAUCCGCCCCUUAAUUUUAAUUUAUAUCAUACAGAAUUUAUGUAUGUAUACGUAUUUAAAUCCAAACUAAAGGACUGGAACAUAACUAAUAAGCAAACAAAGUGCCUAUUUCUAAGGAAAUUGUCAAAGAAUUGAGAAUACAAUACUUACUGGAACAUAUUAAGUAAUUAAAUUUUUAUCAUUAUGGUUGUCAAUAUUUGUAUAGCUGUUGUUUUGUAUACAUUGUAGCAUUAUUGAAAUGAAAUGAUACUUUAUUCAAAUUGACUUGUUGAGAGCUCUUUUGAGUUGUCCAAUAUGUUUUCCUACCGGGUGGUAGGAAAUAGGAAGGAAAAUGUCGGACAGAGUUCGCUUCCGCGUACGAUAAAAGACGCUUAAUAUGAAAGUUAAGGUCUAGAACCUUUUUAUUUUUCUUUAGUAUUUAAGAUAUAAAAGUCCCAGGUGGUGGUUAGACCAGUAUUUUACCCGCUGUAACAACUAUCUUAAUAUCACUUGACUCCACUUACACUUAAGGAUGACUCACCGUGGCGUGCCCGAGCCGAGCAUCGGCCCCAAACAAUGAGGGCUAUCGCGUAUGUAUCCGCCGCUAGAAGCGCUAGUCUAGCGUGAGGUCUCCGACAUGUCAAAUGUUAUUGCUUGUAGGUUGACUACGCGGGUUUAUUUCUAAUUAAAAUAACAUUGUGAAUAUUUGGUAAUGACUCGGCUUAAUUAUGGCAAAUAUGACUUACAUGGCAAUGAAUGUCAGAUUAUAUUAUACUAGCGAUCUACACCGCCGUCUCUCCCACUUCUAAUCCUCUCCAUCCAAAGGUUGCCUGGAAGAGAUCGCUUUAAGCGAUGAGGCCGCCUAUUGCAUCACCUGUCCUAAAUGUGUUUGUGCUUAAUGUUCAAUGUUUUUCGUGAUGUUUAAUAAAGAGUUUUUGUAUUGUAUUGAAUGACAGUUUUUUAAGGCGCUUUGCAGACGACGCGACGGGGCGGGGCGGGCUUUUUGUCCGUGAAUCAAUAAAAACCGCGUCUGCCCGUCGAUGUCUGCGGCUGUCCUCGCCGCGUCACAAAGCACACGACGGGCAGAGGCAGACAGUUCAGGACGUUCGUUCUAGUGUAUAGUCCAUCACUAAAAAGCGCGUGGCGCGGACUGAGCUAGCCGCCCCGCGCCGCCGCCGCGCCGUCUGCGUUACUGCAUAUAAACUGGUUUGUAUGAUCCACGGCGGGCCGCUCCGCCCAGCCGUCUGCAAAUCGCCUAAAAGUAGAGCAAACAAAAAUUAUUAUGUCCUCCUUUUUUUCCGAACAAAACGGAACUGCGCAACACUGUGGCAUGGCCGAUUGGACUAAAAAUCAGUACACAUUUGACAAAGACAUUUCGGACUCGCAAACGAUACGAAUUCGAUAUUGGUUCGUGCUAGGGGUACAGGAAGGUGUCCAUUUACUCGAUAAAGAAUGUGUACCGAAACUGCUAUGUGGAAGUUCUCAUUUAAUUACAUGCUCUCGGUAUAGAAUCUGUACAGAUUCGGGACCAAUAUCGAAAUCGUAACGUUUGCGUGUCCGAAAUGUCAUUGUCAAAUGUGUACUGAUUUUUAGUUCUUGUUACGUACUUUGUGCCGCUGCUGUUCAAGUGUCCAUACAAAAUUUGACAUUGACAUUUCGGUUUGCAAACUAUUCGAAUUCGAAUAUGGUUCGUACUAGGGGUACUGAAUUCGAAUAGUUUGCGAGUGCGAAAUGUCAAUGUCAAAUUUUGUAUGGAAAAUUGAACAGCAGCGCCACAAAGUACGUAACGAGAACUAAACAUCAGUACACAUUUGACAAUGACAUUUCGGACACGCAAACUAUUCGAAUUCGAUAAUGGUUCGUGCUAGGGGUACGGAAAUGAAAACGCAGCAAACACGUGUCGAUCCGGUGCGGAAGGCACCUUUCAAUUAAGUCUGGUUAGUGUAGUUAUUUAUUACUAGCUCUGCCCCGCGGUGUUUUAUUAGCGAUAUUUCCCGCAGUAAAACGUAGCCUAUGUGUUAAUCCAGGGUGUCAGGUAACACCACACCAAAUUUUAUUAAAAUAGCUCCAGCCGUUUAGACGUGAAAAAGUAACAAACAUACACACUCACAAACUAUCGCUUUUAAAAUAUUAAUGUGAUAAAUGAAGUACCUAUAUCGUUUAUAUCCUAGUCUCAGUAUUUAAAUUAUUUAUUUAGUAUCUGUAGUUGAUACUUAGUUUGGGUCUAAAUUAUCGAUGUCACUUAACUGGAGUUUAUUAAUGAUAUUCUUUUUUACAUUAAUGAAUGAUUUUAUUUUGAAACGUGAAUGUGGUAUGAGAAUUUGAUGUACCGAUAUUUCCUAUGUUAAUAAAUAAAUUAACCCGAA